AUGACCACUAGGCUUUCCAAAACCAUAUUGGUAUAUGUCUGCGCGGGUGGAUCCGCUUUGUUUCUGUCAAAUUUCGGCGACGUUAACAAGCCACAAACAAAUUUACUUUCGAGAUUGAAAGUGAACUGCGCUACAGCUGAUGCUUUUAUUAAAACGAAAAAAAUUGUAAACGAAAAAGAUGCAAGCUGGGACUGGAAUUGGGACAAAAGAAAUCAUCAAUCACUUAAUGACGUUUCAAAAUCAGAAAGAACCAAGAAACAUUACAUUUUUGUGAGACAUGGAGAGUAUAACUUGAAAGGGUAUAACGACGAAGAAAAGUAUUUGACAAAAUUGGGACAAGAGCAAGCAGAUAUGACAGGACAAUGGCUGUCUGGCUUGGAUUUAAAUUAUACGAAAAUUGUGCAGUCAACCAUGACACGGGCUAAAGAAACCUGUGGAAUUAUAUCGAAAUAUUUGCCCGAUGUUGAAGUUGAAACAACAGAUUUAUUAAGAGAAGGAGCACCUAUUCAACCAGAUCCACCCAAUAGAGCAAAUGAACCAGAGCUUAAAUAUUUCUCGGACUCUCAACGGAUUGAAUCUGCCUUCAGGAAGUUUGUUUUCCGACCGAAACUUUCAGAUUCCGAUGAACCAGUCGAGGUUUAUGUUUGUCAUGCCAAUGUUAUUCGUUACUUUCUGUGCAGAGUUGCACAGUUUCCCCCGCAAGGCUGGUUGAGAAUUAGUCUUCGUCAUGGCAGUGUUACCUGGGUUACUGUGUAUUCUGAUGGAGAUGUUUGGAUAAGAUCCAUUGGAGACGCAGGGUUUAUGCCACCACAUAAAUUGUCUAGAUAA
Messenger RNA from Styela clava, 828 nucleotides. Its product is annotated as serine/threonine-protein phosphatase PGAM5, mitochondrial-like. Gene Ontology annotation, biological process: peptidyl-threonine dephosphorylation; positive regulation of mitochondrial fission. Gene Ontology annotation, molecular function: protein serine/threonine phosphatase activity. The record is from RefSeq and is a predicted model, not a curated record. Gene Ontology annotation, cellular component: mitochondrion. NCBI's taxonomy places the organism in Eukaryota, Metazoa, Chordata, Ascidiacea, Stolidobranchia, Styelidae.